Molecule: messenger RNA, 1353 nt
Organism: Emiliania huxleyi CCMP1516
Lineage: Eukaryota; Haptophyta; Isochrysidales; Noelaerhabdaceae
Gene: CIPK1
Product: CBL-interacting protein kinase
Exons: 1
Coding region: 90-1109 (339 amino acids)
Biological process (GO): intracellular signal transduction; protein phosphorylation
Cellular component (GO): cytoplasm
Molecular function (GO): ATP binding; protein serine/threonine kinase activity
Source: RefSeq, a predicted model, not a curated record
CUUGACUGGGACAAGGGUGGUACAAGGGUGGUACGCCGUCGGGCACAGCGCUGAGCCGCUGACCGCUCUCGCAACCUUCCGCCGAGUACAUGCCCUUCACCUUCAUCUGCUCCAAGCAGCGGCGCACCUCGGAUUCCGACGACGAUACACCAACAGAUCCUCUCCCACCUCGCGUUGGACGCUUCGUCCUCAGCGGCAUCGUGCUCGGCAGCGGCGCCACCGGACGAGUCUACCUCGGGUUUGACGCCGACACAGGGCAGGAGGUUGCGAUCAAGCAGCUUAAGGGUGAGCGCUCCCGCGAGGCUCCCGCCGAGGUCGCGCCACACCAGAUCGUUUCGGGGCACCCCAAUGUUGCGUCGCUUUUGGGUCACUACUUCUUCCGCGGACAGCACUUCAUCGUCCUCGAGCUCUGCCGCGCUGGCGACCUUUUCUCCGUCGCGAUGACCGCCGCUGAGGGCGUGUCGAUGCCCGAGGAUCAGUUGGCAUCCCUUAUGCGCGGUAUGAGCGACGGCCUCGCGCAUGUUCACGCAUGCGGCGUCGUGCACCGCGAUAUGAAGCUGGAGAACCUGCUGCUCGACGACAGCGGCAGCGUCAAGCUGUGCGACUUUGGUCUGGCGCACGUGUUCAGGCGGGAUUCAAACGGCCAGCCGCUGAAGGAGGCCAUCAAGCGGCGUUCGGGCACAAAGUCGUACACUGCUCCAGAGGUGCUCGCGACGUCUGGCGACGGCUUCUACUUCGCAGAAGCCGCCGACGUCUGGUCGCUCGGUGUCUGCCUCUUCUCACUCGCCUUUGGCUUUUUCCCGCUCGAUGUGGCCCACCCCGCGGACUGGAGGUUCGGGGCGAUUCGGGAGGCGCAGGCGGCGGGACAGCCGACAGUGCCGGCCAUCUUCGCCUUGUACCAACAGAGGCUGCCGCCCUGGUCGGCCGAGCUACUUAAGCUGCUUGACGGCAUGCUGCAGAUCGAGGUGAGCAAGCGCUGGACGAUGCGGCAGGUGAUGUCGUCGCGGUGGCUGCAGCAGCCGCCGCCGCCGCCGCUCAAAACGACGAAGAGCGGUCGGCAGGGGACCUCGCUCACGUCAGUGAUUGACAUGGACCUCAUCGGGGUCUAGCGUGUAGCGACGCAGGCACCACCACUGUCCAUACUGUAUUUGCGAGAGCAGGGCCUCAGUCUCGCCUCGCUGCCCCCCGGCUGCACAGCAACCAACUGUACCGUGGAUGACCCCACAGGGUACACCACCUUCGUACUGUCAAACACAUAUGCCAUGUUCAAAACCACACCUCUCUCCUCUGGCCUCUCUCAUGUCUCAACCUACACAGGUACAUAUGAGUUACACGAUACAGUACCGAGUACGU